AUGGCUACUGGGGAUGAGGGUUGCAAGCAGUUCUGCAAGGAUGAGCUUGCAAAACUGAUCAAGCCGAAGGCAGCAACGCCAGCUCCGGCCCCUACCAGUGACGCCGAUCCUCCGGCCCCUACCACAACGGGUGCCGAUCCUCCGGCCCCUACCACCAGGGGUGCCGAUCCUCCGGCCGCUACCACCAGGGGUGCCGAUCCUCCGGCCCCUACCACCAGGGGUGCCGUUCCUCCGGCCCCUAAUGCCCCGACCUUUGAUGAUGUCAGUGCGAAGAUGGGUUGGUCAAGUCCUGCAACCCCACGCAUGGUGGAGGCACCUGGUACGCCAUCUCCUGCAACGCCUGGCAGUGCAAUCACAACGCCUGGCAGUGCAAAAACAACGCCUGGCAGUGCAAGCGACGGCUUGGUCCAAGGUUCUGCGCCACUCUACAACCGAAAGAACGCCGCCAUGUUCUUGAAUCGCCUGAAAGGCAACCCAAAGAGGAUGCAAGCCUUGCCUGAUGACUUGGCAAAGUUGGUGCGGGACGAAGAUUCAAAGAGCAAAGCCAUCGACUUGAUCGUCGCUGCAGGAGGAGACGAAAAUGAGCUGGUCGGGCAGUGGACUGCAUCGUCCAUUUCUGUGGGGACGGACAAGGAAAAGGGAAAGAUGAAACCUUUGACGGAACAGGAAUUGAUCGGCAAGUACGGUGCGGUCAAUGCUGCGAAGGUGAUGGAGGAAAAAAGGAAGGCUGGUUUGGAGGUUGAUGAUCCCAAUUGUAAAGGGCUCAAGCUUUACUUGCACAACGAGUGGCAGAGGGAAUGGACGAGAGGCACAGAAGAACGAAGCAGUUUCACUGCUUCCGGAGAAGUUCGUGCGGGUGACGCUGCCAACGUUGCACAAAUUCUCAGUGUGCCCCGGCGGGCGCUGACAGGGCCCGGCCAGGAUGAUGAGGACAAUGUGGACAUGGAGGAGGACCCAAAGCCACUUCCGAACAAAAAACCAAAGAAAGCCAGGAAAAAUGAAGCCAGCGGCAAAGAGAAAGACGAAGACGGUGAAACUGAGCCGGAAGCACCACGAGUGGAGAAACUUUUGCCGCUGGACAAGGAGAUGACCAACUUCGAGCAGGAGUUCCAGGCGAUCUACGACCAGGUGGACAAGCUCAUCUCUGAGCUGGUCCACGAUGAUGGGGUUUAUCUUCCCACUGCUACCAGAUAUCUCGAUAUCGCGAAGCGUUAUGAGAGGCCCAGCAAGGUAGCAAACAGCUUGAUCCGAGCUGCGAAGGCGACUCCGAAGGAUCCAACCGCGCCCAAAGGAUCGGCUAAAGCCAAGUCCAAGAAGCGCAAAGCCGCGGAGGAUGCACUGCUCAACCAAGUUAUGCACCUCGCCCAUCUGGGUUACAUCCGGGACCUUGUGGCUUCCAUUCUGGUUGAGACCGUGAGAUCGGGCGAGAUGGCAGCUUUCUUGCAAGUCGAUGGCAGCCCAGAUCAGCUUCUUCACAGGUGGACUGCGGAAGCCCAAAGUUUCUGCAAGGAUCGUGGCCUGGAUUGCUCGAUGAAGCCGCUGACGUGGGAAACUUUACAUGCCAACAAGAAGGCUAUCUACCCUGAGCUCACAAGCCGUAUAAAGCAAGUCGGACCAGAGAUUAUCGAAUCACAAUGGUGUUUCGAUACGUUCCUUCUGAGUUAUGCUCACGCUGCUGCACGAUUUCAUCGAAAAGGCAUCUGCUUGUACAAACUUCGGCCGAAGAUGCAUUACACGCAGCAUUUGGUGGAUGAGCUGCGCUGCCACAAGCUCAACUUUUACCAUGCUGCGAAUUUUUUGGAUAAGGAUCAUAUGAAGUUCCUCAAGAUUGUUUCGGCCGGCUGCCACGUGACUUCUCAGCCUCGCACCUGGGCAAGACGUUACCUGACGAAACAAGUGUUUCUCUGGCAACGCUUGCCCGGGGCGACGGCGAAGAAGAAGC
Symbiodinium sp. CCMP2592 is the source of this 1942-nucleotide messenger RNA. NCBI's taxonomy places the organism in Eukaryota, Dinophyceae, Suessiales, Symbiodiniaceae. The record is from the annotation of a GenBank genome assembly.